Pipistrellus nathusii (Nathusius's pipistrelle) is the source of this 3882-nucleotide messenger RNA. The record is from the annotation of a GenBank genome assembly. Lineage: Eukaryota; Metazoa; Chordata; Mammalia; Chiroptera; Vespertilionidae.
AUGGCAGCGGAAACACAGACACUGAACUUUGGGCCUGAAUGGCUCCGAGCUCUGUCCAGUGGUGGGAGCAUUACAUCCCCUCCUCUUUCUCCAGCUUUGCCAAAAUAUAAAUUAGCAGAUUAUCGUUAUGGCAGAGAAGAAAUGUUAGCACUUUUCCUUAAAGACAACAAGAUACCUUCAGACCUUCUGGAUAAAGAAUUUCUGCCUAUCCUACAGGAGGAGCCCCUGCCACCAUUGGCUCUUGUCCCCUUUACAGAAGAAGAACAGAGAAACUUUUCCAUGUCUGUAAAUAGUGCCGCUGUCCUGCGAUUGACAGGACGAGGAGGAGGAACAGUGGUGGGGGCUCCUAGAGGUCGAAGUUCUUCAAGAGGGCGAGGCAGAGGCAGAGGUGAAUGCGGUUUUUACCAAAGAAGCUUUGAUGAAGUAGAGGGUGUGUUUGGCCGAGGAGGUAGCAGGGAAAUGCAUAGGUCGCAGAGCUGGGAGGAAAGGGGUGACAGACGUUUUGAAAAACCAGGACGAAAAGAUGUAGGGAGACCAAACUUUGAGGAAGGUGGGCCAACAGCAGUGGGGAGGAAGCAUGAAUUUAUACGUUCAGAAAGUGACAAUUGGCGUAUUUUUAGAGAAGAACAAAACGGAGAAGAUGAAGAUGGAGGUUGGCGAUUAGCUGGAUCAAGAAGGGAUGGAGAGAGGUGGCGGCCUCAUAGUCCUGAUGGCCCUCGUUCUGCAGGCUGGCGGGAACAUAUGGAACGACGGCGAAGGUUUGAGUUUGAUUUUCGAGAUCGGGAUGAAGAACGGGGUUACCGAAGGGUGCGCACUGGCAGUGGCAGCAUUGAUGAUGACAGGGACAGCUUGCCUGAAUGGUGCUUGGAGGAUGCUGAGGAAGAAAUGGGCACAUUUGAUUCCUCUGGAGCAUUCCUCUCUCUAAAGAAAGUACAGAAAGAGGCUAUUCCAGAAGAGCAGGAGAUGGACUUCCGGCCUGUAGAAGAAGGAGAGGAGUGCUCUGACUCUGAGGGUAGCCAUAAUGAAGAAGCCAAAGAACCUGAUAAGACAACUAAGAAAGAGGGAGAGAAGUCAGAGAGAAUAGGAGUUGAAGCUAGUGAGGAAACACCUCAAAUCUUAACAUCAUCUGCUAGACCAGGUACUCCUUCAGAUCAUCCACCUCAGGAAGCAUCGCAGUUUGAGAGGAAAGAGGAUCCCAAAACUGAGCAGACAGAAAAAACUGAAGAAGAGAGUCGGACGGAAAAUAGUCUGCCAACCAAAAUGCCCAGCAGAGGGGAUGAAAUGAUUCCUGAUGCCCAGCAGCCCCUGCCUCAGAUUCCUUCAGACACAGCCUCUCCUCUCCUCAUACUUCCACCUCCUCUUCCUAAUCCUAGUGCUGCCCUCCGGCUAGGUGAAGCUCAGGUUGGAGGUGCUCCUGGUAUGGGCAGUGUUUCCACAGAGCCAGAUGAUGAAGAGGGUCUCAAGCAUUUGGAGCAGCAAGCUGAGAAGAUGGUGGCAUAUCUCCAAGACAGUGCACUAGAUGAUGAGAGACUGGCAUCAAAACUGCAAGAGCACAGAGCUAAGGGUGUCUCGGGUCCAUCAAUGCAUGAAGCAAUGCAGAAGUGGUAUUACAAAGAUCCUCAGGGAGAAAUUCAGGGUCCCUUCAAUAAUCAGGAGAUGGCAGAAUGGUUUCAGGCGGGCUAUUUUACUAUGUCUUUAUUGGUGAAGAGAGCAUGUGAUGAAAGCUUCCAACCUCUUGGUGAUAUCAUGAAAAUGUGGGGAAGGGUUCCCUUCUCUUCUGGUCCUGCACCCCCUUCUCAUAUGGGAGAGUUGGACCAGGAGCGACUGACCAGGCAGCAAGAACUUACAGCCUUAUAUCAGAUGCAGCACCUUCAGUACCAGCAGUUCUUAAUACAACAACAGUAUGCACAGGUUUUGGCUCAACAGCAGAAAGCAGCCUUGUCUUCCCAGCAGCAGCAACAGUUGGCACUUCUUCUCCAACAGUUUCAGGCUCUGAAGAUGAGAAUAUCUGAUCAGAGUGUCAUUUCCUCAGUGACUAGAUCUGUGUCAGUGCCAGAUACUGGGUCUAUCUGGGAGCUUCAAACAACAGCUUCACAGCCUACAGGUUGGGAAGGUAGUAGUGUAUGGGAUCUUCCCCUUGAUACGACGACUCCAGGACCUGCCCUUGAACAGCUUCAGCAGAUGGAGAAGGCCAAAGCUGCAAAGCUAGAGCAGGAGAGAAGAGAGGCAGAAAUGAGGGCAAAACGGGAAGAGGAAGAGCGAAAGAGGCAAGAAGAACUCCGGAGACAACAGGAGGAAAUUCUCCGAAGGCAGCAGGAGGAAGAAAGAAAAAGGCGGGAAGAAGAAGAACUUGCCCGAAGGAAGCAGGAAGAGGCCCUGCGACGCCAGAGGGAGCAAGAGAUUGCAUUAAGGCGACAGCGAGAAGAGGAAGAAAGGCAGCAGCAAGAAGAAGCUCUUAGGAGACUGGAGGAGAGGAGAAGAGAAGAGGAAGAAAGGCGGAAGCAGGAAGAAUUGUUACGCAAGCAGGAAGAGGAGGCUGCAAAAUGGGCCCGGGAAGAAGAAGAAGCCCAGCGUCGAUUAGAGGAGAACCGGCUGCGAAUGGAAGAGGAGGCAGCCAGGCUGCGGCAGGAGGAGGAAGAGCGGAAGAGGAAAGAGCUGGAGCUCCAGAGGCACAAGGAGUUGAUGCGCCAGCGGCAGCAGCAGCAGGAGGCUCUGCGGAGGCUGCAGCAGCAGCAGCAACAGCAGCAGCUGGCGCAGAUGAAGCUUCCCUCUUCUUCAACGUGGGGCCAGCAGUCUAAUACAACAGCAUGUCAGUCCCAGGCAACACUGUCAUUGGCUGAAAUCCAAAAACUGGAAGAGGAACGAGAACGGCAACUUCGGGAAGAGCAGCAGAGGCGCCAGCAGAGGGAGCUGAUGAAGGCUCUGCAGCAACAGCAGCAGCAGCAGCAACAGCAGCAGCAACAGAAACUCUCAGGCUGGGGGAAUGUCAGCAAACCCGCAGGCACAGCUAAGUCGCUCCUAGAGAUACAACAGGAGGAAGCCAGGCAAAUGCAGAAGCAACAGCAGCAGCAGCAGCACCAGCAACCAAACAGAGCCCGGAAUAGUACGCAUUCCAACUUGCACACCAGCAUUGGGAACUCUGUUUGGGGCUCUAUAAAUACAGGUCCCCCCAACCAGUGGGCAUCUGACCUAGUUAGUAGUAUCUGGAGUAAUGCUGACACUAAAAACUCCAACAUGGGAUUCUGGGACGAUGCAGUGAAAGAGGUGGGACCUAGGAACUCAAAUAAAAACAAAAACAACGCCAGCCUCAGUAAAUCUGUAGGUGUGUCUAACCGGCAGAAUAAGAAAGUAGAAGAAGAAGAAAAGUUGCUGAAGCUCUUUCAGGGAGUAAAUAAAGCCCAAGAUGGAUUUACGCAAUGGUGUGAACAGAUGCUUCAUGCCCUUAAUACGGCAAAUAACUUGGAUGUCCCCACAUUUGUUUCUUUCCUGAAAGAAGUAGAAUCUCCUUAUGACGUCCAUGAUUAUAUUAAGAGCUAUUUUGGAGACACAUCUGAGGCCAGGGAGUUUGCCAAGCAGUUCCUCGAGCGUCGUGCCAAACAGAAAGUAAGCCAGCGGCAGCAGCAGCAACAGCCACAGCCGCAGUCACAGCCACAGCAGCCACAGCAGGACUCCGUGUGGGGGAUGAACCACAGUGCACUCCAUUCAGUAUUUCAGACCAAUCAAAGCAACAACCAACAAUCCAAUUUUGAGGCCGUACAGAGUGGGAAGAAGAAGAAAAAACAAAAGAUGGUUCGAGCAGAUCCCAGUUUAUUAGGGUUUUCAGUCAAUGCUUCGUCGGAGCGACUCAAUAUGGGUGAAAUUGAAACUUUGGAUGACUACUGA